AUGGAUAAGCAAAAUCACACCACAGUGACAGAGUUUAUUCUCUUGGGACUGACAGAUCACCCAACACUGCAGGUUCCCCUCUUCAUUGUGUUCCUCAUGGUCUAUAUUGCUACUUUGAUGGGAAACCUGGGAAUGAUCUUGUUGGUGAGAGCUGAAGCCCGUCUGCGCACCCCCAUGUACUUCUUCCUUAGCCAUUUAUCCCUUGUUGACAUUUGCUAUUCAUCAUCCAUCGUGCCCAAGAUGUUGGUCAACUUCUUGUCUGAAACAAAAGCCAGUUCCUUCUUUAGCUGCGCCACACAGAUGUUUCUUUUUGUCCAUUUUGUUGUCACAGAGUCUUUUCUACUGGCYGUGAUGGCUUAUGAUCGUUAUGUAGCCAUCUGUAACCCACUUCUUUACAUGCUUGUUAUGUCCAGAAAACUCUGUAUUUGUUUGGUAGCUGGAUCCUAUAUAUGUGGUAUCAUAUGCUCCCUGACACACACUUAUUCCACCUUUCAGUUAUCCUUCUGUGGCCCUAACACCGUUAACCAUUUUUUCUGUGAUGUUUCUCCAGUGUUAGCCCUUGCCUGUUCUGACACACAUAUCAAUGAAGUGCUGCUUCUCAGCUUUGCUACCUUCGUGGAAACCAGCACAAUCAUAAUCAUCCUCACCUCUUACACUAUCGUCAUCCUGGCUGUGCUGAGGAUCCACUCUAAAGCAGGAAAGUACAAAGCCUUCUCUACAUGUGCCUCCCAUUUAACAGUUAUCACUCUAUUCCAUGCGACCAUCCUUUUCAUGUACUGCCGUCCCAGCCAUCCCUCCUCUAUGGACACAGACAAAUUUGCCUCUGUCUUUUACACAGUGGUGAUCCCUAUGCUAAACCCCCUCAUCUACAGCUUCAGGAACAGGGAGGUGAAGGAUGCUUUGGGAAGGGUCAUGGAGAGAAAAACUUCUUCCUGA
This is a messenger RNA of Nothoprocta perdicaria, 936 nucleotides long. RefSeq names its product olfactory receptor 1019-like. Gene Ontology annotation, cellular component: membrane. Gene Ontology annotation, molecular function: G protein-coupled receptor activity; olfactory receptor activity; odorant binding. The record is from RefSeq and is a predicted model, not a curated record. Lineage: Eukaryota; Metazoa; Chordata; Aves; Tinamiformes; Tinamidae. The transcript has a single exon. Bases 1 to 936 code for a protein of 311 amino acids. Gene Ontology annotation, biological process: sensory perception of smell; G protein-coupled receptor signaling pathway.